This is a messenger RNA of Suillus subalutaceus, 1083 nucleotides long. RefSeq lists its product as uncharacterized. The record is from RefSeq and is a predicted model, not a curated record. Lineage: Eukaryota; Fungi; Basidiomycota; Agaricomycetes; Boletales; Suillaceae. The coding region runs from base 1 to 1083 and encodes 360 amino acids. The transcript is spliced from 4 exons.
AUGCACAACCUCUUUCUUGGGUUGGUGCAACAUCAUUUCAGAGACUUGAUUACCAUAGACAAGCAGGCGAGCAAGACAAUCAGGGCGAUCAGGAAGCCAGAUAAAAGACCUUUGGAUCCAGAGGAAUUAGAUAGGGGUAGAACACUCUUGAAAUCGAACCCCACCAUCUCUGCAAUGACCCACUUAUGGGUGUCUGUCCUAGAAGCUCUGAUCCAAGAAGCGGGGAUAAUAUUGCUGGGCAGUGGUAAACAUAGCAUGAAAACAAAAAUGGCCGAAGCCUUGCUGGUGCAUUUGAACGACAAAGAUCGGAUGCAAGUAGACGACAAAACAUUUAUCAUGGAGGAAUUAGUAAAGCAGUGUGCGGCUGAAGUAGAAGGGAAAAACAACCAAAAGGGCAUAUCUGGCGAAGUCCUCACAGACGUAGAGAUCGAUCAAAUUCAAGCAGAACUGCACAGCAUCAAGCGACCUUCAUGGCACCGCGAACCGCUGAAAAACCUGGGGGAAGCAGAGCACGGUAAGAUCAAGGCAGAGCAAUGGCGAUCUGCAAUUGAAUUUGACUUACCGGUGAUUCUCGCAAAACUCUGGGGGAUGGAUCAUAUGAAGCCUGGUGAUGAAAACAGAAAACGGAGGCAAAAGUUAGCUCAUAGCACAAUGCUGCUGGCGAUGGCAAUCCAAUGGGGAACAUCACAUGUAACGUCGACGCACCACACUCAGCAGUACCUCAUAUACAUGAAGGCCUACCUGGAGUGUAUCCGGGACAUUUUUCCAAGCCAUUCUUUCCGCCCUAACCACCACUCCUGUCUCCACCUUCAUGAAUUUCUUCUAAGAUAUGGACCUAUGCACGGCUGGUGGAUGUUUCCCUUUGAGAGGAUCAUCGGAGGCCUGCAGAAAACCAAUAUGAACUACAAGAUUGGGGAGUUAGAAAGAACUAUGUUAGAAACAUUCUGCACAGCUGCACACAUCAAGGCAAUGCUUCAAGAACCUGGUGCACCUGAUGUUCUCAACAAAGCAGCUGAGAUACUGCAGCAAUGCUGCGCUCCAUUCACAGAAGGAGCAUUUUUGCAACUAUUCACGGGCGGAUAG